GCCUUUUGCCCGUUUCUCACACACGCAUUCUGAGUUUCUGACGAGACGACCAACACCACACGGAGAAGACGGAGGACAGUAGAGUCGUCGAAGCAGCUGUACGCCGGAAGGCCUACCCCCGCUAUACUAUCUGCCUUCCUACUCGCUUCCCUCCCCGAGUCCCCGUCCUCCUCAGCUGCCUUCCGCCGCCGUGCAGCACCCGCGCAGCCUCCACUCCGGCGUCGUCUCCCUCCCUCCUCCGCCAUCGCCACCGGGACACGCAAAGGCGGUUGAUUCCAGCUUCCAGGUCUUGUCUUUGGGUAGAACAUGUCGUGCUUUGCAUGCUGUGGUGAUGAAGAUACACAAGUACCAGACACCAGGACUCAAUACCCAGGACAUCAUCCAGCAAGAGCCGACGCAUACCGCCCUGCUGAUCAACCUCCCAAGGGUUCCCAACCUGUGAAAAUGCAACCGAUUGCAGUCCCUGCCAUUCCUGUGGAUGAGCUUAGGGAGGUGACUAAGGGUUUUGGUGAUGAAGCCUUGAUUGGUGAGGGCUCCUUUGGUAGAGUAUACUUAGGUGUUCUAAGAAAUGGCAGGAGUGCCGCGGUCAAAAAGUUGGAUUCUAAUAAGCAGCCAGACCAAGAAUUCUUGGCGCAGGUGUCUAUGGUGUCAAGGCUGAAGCACGAAAAUGUUGUUGAGUUGCUUGGUUACUGUGCUGAUGGGACACUCCGCGUCCUUGCCUACGAGUUUGCUACUAUGGGUUCCCUUCAUGAUAUGCUUCAUGGAAGGAAAGGUGUUAAAGGGGCUCAACCCGGCCCGGUCUUAUCAUGGUUGCAGCGUGUGAAGAUAGCUGUUGGGGCAGCAAAAGGCCUCGAGUAUCUUCACGAGAAGGCGCAGCCUCAUAUCAUGCACCGAGACAUCAAGUCUAGCAACGUUCUUCUUUUCGAUGACGACGUAGCUAAGAUCGCUGACUUCGAUUUGUCAAACCAAGCUCCGGACAUGGCAGCCCGACUUCACUCGACUAGGGUUCUUGGAACGUUCGGAUACCAUGCGCCUGAGUAUGCAAUGACCGGGCAACUCAGCUCCAAGAGCGAUGUAUAUAGUUUUGGAGUCGUUCUUCUCGAGCUAUUGACCGGAAGGAAACCUGUGGACCAUACAUUACCAAGGGGACAGCAGAGUCUUGUGACUUGGGCUACCCCAAGACUUAGCGAAGACAAGGUUAGACAAUGCGUUGACUCGAGGCUUGGAGGGGACUACCCUCCUAAAGCUGUUGCGAAGUUUGCAGCUGUUGCCGCGCUGUGUGUUCAGUACGAAGCGGACUUCCGGCCAAACAUGAGCAUUGUUGUCAAGGCGCUACAGCCCCUGCUGAAUGCGCAUGCGCGGGCGACCAACCCUUGAGAAAAAUGCUAGCUCAAAAGCUUCGCAUUGCUCCUCUCCGCCCUCUUGUAUGAUAGAUAAGUAAGAUACGAGUCGCCGAUGUCGUUCUUGCGGACACAUGGCUGGCAGCGUGUGACAUUUGUGAUUAUUUGUCCCCUGAAUUGUAAACAAGAUUCUUGUAUCCCCACAACACUUGAUUCUUUCUAUCGGUUGCAAGAUGACCUGCCGUUUUCUUCUUAAGAAGUCACCUUAGCAAAACUCACAAACUUUAUUACUCCCUCUGUUCAAUUAUAGGAUGCUUUGAUUUUGUCUAGUCGUAUAGUUUUUGUUAUAUAAAUAUCUUACAAUUUGGAAUGGUAUUGACUAUUGAGGGCU
Zea mays is the source of this 1731-nucleotide messenger RNA. Its product is annotated as pto kinase interactor 1. The transcript is spliced from 8 exons. Gene Ontology annotation, molecular function: ATP binding; protein kinase activity. Gene Ontology annotation, biological process: protein phosphorylation. Bases 307 to 1377 code for a protein of 356 amino acids. The record is from RefSeq and is a predicted model, not a curated record. Lineage: Eukaryota; Viridiplantae; Streptophyta; Magnoliopsida; Poales; Poaceae.